Penicilliopsis zonata CBS 506.65 is the source of this 4746-nucleotide messenger RNA. RefSeq lists its product as hypothetical. Gene Ontology annotation, molecular function: guanyl-nucleotide exchange factor activity. The coding region runs from base 1 to 4746 and encodes 1581 amino acids. The record is from RefSeq and is a predicted model, not a curated record. Gene Ontology annotation, biological process: regulation of ARF protein signal transduction. The transcript is spliced from 5 exons. NCBI's taxonomy places the organism in Eukaryota, Fungi, Ascomycota, Eurotiomycetes, Eurotiales, Aspergillaceae.
AUGUCGUCUCCAUCUGUGGCCAUCGCGGUCGACCCCGUGGCCCUCGUCACUACAGAAUGCAUCGCCGUCACCUCCGCCAUGCGCAAGCACGCCCGCUGGGCGCACUCCUCCGUCGCCGCCAUCCUCGGGGCCAGCAGCACCACGGCCACCACCACCACGGCCACCACGGCCAUCGCCACUGGCACGGGCACAGGCACGGGCAGUGCCUCUCGUGAGCCUCGAUCACGCGUCUCCAAGGCCGACGAAGACUACUCCCUGGCGAAUCGAUGGGGGUUGAGAGGCAAGAAGGGCAAGAGUAUGCAGGACAACCCGCUCAUCUCGGCCUUCACCCGGCUACGGAGCGACCUGAAGGGCUGCAGGGACAUCCACUCCUUCGACACCCCGGCUCUGCUGCACCCGUUCUUGCAGGUCAUUCGAUCGUCGUCUACCUCGGCCGCCAUCACCUCCUUGGCCCUGGUGGCCAUCACCAAGUUCUUCGCCUACAACAUCAUCAGCUGCGACUCGCCCCGUCUCGCCCGGGCCAUGCAGCUGUUGUCCGCCGCCAUCACCCACUGCCGCUUCGAGGCCAGUGACUCGGCCGCCGACGAGAUCGUCCUGCUGCGCAUCUUGAAUUUGAUGGAAGGCAUGCUGUCUCGUCCAGAGGGCAACCUGCUGGGAGACGAGAGCGUGUGCGAGAUGAUGGAGACCGGUCUGAGCAUGUGCUGUCAGGGUCGCCUGUCUGAGGUCCUGCGUCGUUCCGCAGAGAUGGCCAUGGUCAAUAUGUGCCAGGUGAUCUUUGUGCGUCUCGCUCAUCUCGAUACCGACCAGCUGUCCACCGUGGCUGUCGACAAGACAACUCCCCUCAAGUCUGAGGGCUUCAAGAUGGACCCUUCCGUCGACGGAGACACAGUCACCUCCCAGCACCCUUCUGCGCUAGGCGAGGAUACCACCGAGAAGGACCAUGGCAGUUCCGAACGUAGCAGUGCAGAGACUCCUCUCUCUGACAGACAUUCUACUACCCCUGCAACCCCCACCACCACCACCACUAUAGCUGUUGUCGCACCGCCAGACCCGGCUGAUGAUGACGAGCUUGAAGACGUCCAGCCAUACUCGCUCGCCUCCAUCCGGGAGCUGUUCCGAGUGCUGAUCGAUCUGCUCGACCCGCACAACCCCCAGCAUACCGACACCAUGCGCGUCAUGGCCCUCCGCAUCAUCGAUGUCGCGCUUGAAGUCGCUGGCCCGGCCAUUGCCCGCCAUCCUACCCUGGCCGCCCUGGCCGAGGAUGAUCUUUGCCGCCACCUCUUCCAGCUCGUCCGCUCCGAGAACAUGGCCAUCCUCUCCGGCUCGCUGCGCGUCGCCGGUACCCUCUUGCUCACCGCGCGUUCCGUCCUCAAGCUGCAACAGGAACUCUACUUGUCCUACCUGGUCGCUUGUCUGCAUCCCCGCGUCGACAUCCCUCGCGAACCGGGCAUCGACCCGGCCCUCUACGAAGGAGUACCUCAGGCACCCAAGCUGGUCAAACCGGCCCCCUCGGCCUCGCAGAGCAACAGUGGCCGCAACACCCCCGUGCCUGUCAAGGACCGUCAGAAGCUCGGUCUCGAGGGCGGCGCCCGCCGCCCCGAGGCCCGCGAGGCCAUGGUCGAGAGUCUGGGCCUGCUCGCCCGCAUCCCCAGCUUCAUGGUCGAGCUCUUUGUCAACUACGACUGUGAUGCCGACCGCGCCGACCUCUGUGAGGACCUCGUCGGCCUGCUGUCGCGCAACGCCUUCCCAGACUCGGCCACCUGGAGCACCACCAACGUGCCGCCGCUGUGUCUGGAUGCGUUGCUCAGCUACGUCCAGUUCAUCUACGACCGCCUGGAGGACGAGCCCCGUACCGAGGGGUUCCCCGAUCUCGCCCAGCUGCACGCCCAGCGCCGCACCAAGAAGAUCAUCAUCCAGGGGGCUCAGAAGUUCAACGAAAACCCCAAGGCCGGCAUCGCCUAUCUCGCUGCACAGGGCAUCAUCGCCGACCCGAACGACCCGGUCCUCGUGGCGCGAUUCCUCAAGGGAACCACCCGUCUGUCCAAAAGGGUGCUCGGCGAUUACCUCACCAAGCGAGCAAACGGGGCCCUCCUGAACGCCUUCAUCGAUCUCUUCGACUUCUCCGGUCAGACCGUCGUCGAGGCCCUGCGGGACAUGCUCGGCGCCUUCCGCCUGCCGGGCGAAGCCCCGCUGAUCGAACGCAUCGUCACCACCUUCUCCGAGAAGUUCCUUGAAAAGGCUCAUCCCCCGGGCGUCGCCGACCGGGACGCUCUCUUUGUCCUCACCUACGCAACCAUCAUGCUCAACACCGACGCCCACAAUCCCAACAUCAAGGAACAGAACCGCAUGGCCUAUACCGACUUUGCGCGCAACCUGCGGGGCGUCAACGCCGGCAGCGACUUCGCCACGGAGUUCCUGCAGGAGAUCUACGACUCCAUCAAGCAGAACGAGAUCAUCCUGCCGGAUGAGCAUGAAAACAAGCACGCCUUUGACUACGCCUGGAAGGAGCUGCUGAUCAAAGCCUCGUCCACGGGUCCGCUCGUCGUCGGCGACACCAACGUCUUCGAUGCCGAAAUGUUCGAGGCCACCUGGCGGCCCGUCGUCGCCACCCUCGCCUACGUCUUCAUGUCCGCCUCGGACGAUGCCGUCUACUCCCGCGUCGUCAUGGGCUUCGACCAGUGCGCCCAGAUUGCUGCCCGCUACGGUCUCACCGACGCCUUCGACCGUAUCCUGUUCUGCCUCGCCUCCAUCAGCACAUUGGCCGCCGACCCCCCGCCCAGUACUGCCCUCAAUACCGAGGUCCAAGCCGGCCAGAAGAGCGUCAUGGUCAGCGAGCUGGCUGUCAAGUUCGGCCGCGACUUCCGCGCCCAGCUGGCCACCGUCGUGCUCUUCCGCGUCCUGGCCGGCAACGAGUCUGUCGUCCGCCAAAGCUGGCCCUCCAUCAUCCGUAUCCUUCACAACUUCUUUGUCAACUCCCUCAUCGCUCCCUUUGACUCCACUCUCAACGGGGCCCUCGACCUGCCACCCAUCCCCCUCCAGCCGCCCUCGCAGGUCGUCGAUCGUGACGUCCGCCACACUGACACCGGCCUUCUCUCCGCUUUCACUUCGUAUCUGUCCAGCUAUGCUGCCGACGAACCCCCGGAACCUUCCGAUGAAGAGCUCGAUAAUACCCUCUGCACGGUGGACUGCGUCACCGCAUGCUCAAUCGAUGUCAUUCUAGAAAAUCUAAAGUCUCUCCCGUUGUCUUCUAUCAAAUCGCUGGUCGACAUUCUCUUGGCGCAGCUCCCUGAAGAAUCGACCCCCGCCGUCAUCGUGGUCAAGACCGAGCGACCUACCGGUUCUCCACGGCCUUCCAACGGCAAAAUUAAUUCUCACCGACCGACAUAUGAUCCCGGCAUGCUGUAUAUCCUCGAGCUGGCCACUAUCCUCACGCUACGGGAUCGAGAGACGUUGGAGGCCCUGGGCGAGUCCCUAUUGACAUCCCUGCAGACCCUGGUCCGCGGUGCUCGAUCGCUGCACUCGCUCUCUGUCUCGCGUCUCUUGUCUUACCUCCUAAACCUCCUUCGCUUGAGCUAUGACUUGCCAUUUAUGCGGGUCCCCGUCAUCUUGCAUACCAUCUCAAGUUUAGACCAGGACACUCUAGACAGUGCGGCGGUGCCGAUUGUCGCAGGACUGACACGAUGCAUCAAGGCUGCCACCCCGCUGGGCAAUGAGAUCACUGUCUCGCCUGAUCUCUGGUCCAUCCUUCAGCGGCUGCAUCGCCACGCGGACGCCGCCCCGCUAGUGUUCGAGCUGCUGCAGGGUAUUGUCAACUCGACGCCCCCGAUAGUCACGGGAGAUAACUACGAGUCUGCCGUCGGCCUGGCGAGCGAUUUUAUGAGUGCUGGGAGCGUGGGCGCUGUCGAGCAACGACAGCGUGAUGCCCAUGACCGUCGUAGGGGUAAAAAUGCGCAGCCAAGUGAAAACCCAAUCGUCACCCGCGGCGUGGAAGCCAUCAGCGUCAUUCAAGUGUUAAGCAGGCGAGUUCCUGUCCUCAUCAAGCAGUCCCAUCUUGAAGAGACGGAGGCAUGGGCUGCGUAUUGGUCUCCUAUCUUCCAAUCGUUGACGACACAAUGCAUCAACCCCUGCCGGGAGAUCCGGCAUUCGGCGGUGUCUAUGCUCCAGCGGUCGCUGCUCUCAGUGGAGCUCCUCUCGAGCGACGAGCGCGAAUGGACCGCCAUCUUCGACGAAGUCCUGUUCCCGCUGAUCCUGCGUCUCCUGAAGCCGGAGGUCUUCCACUCUGACCCCGCCGGAAUGGGGCAGACCCGCGUCGAGGUCGCCAUCUUGCUCUGCAAGAUCUUCCUACGCUACCUGGACCAAUUGCCCAACCGGGACGGCAUGCUGCCUCUCUGGCUGAAAAUCCUCGACAUCCUCGACCGCAUGAUGAACAGCGGACAAGGGGAUAGCCUCGAGGAAGCCAUCCUCGAGUCCCUCAAGAACAUCCUCCUCGUCAUGGCCGAUGGCGGAUACCUCGUCGACCCGACCAAGGACCCGGCCAAGGAGACCGUCUGGGUCGAAACCCGCAAACGCCUUGAUCGUUUCCUCCCCCGCCUGUUUGACGAGGUGUUCCCGCCUGCUCCUCCUGCGCCGGAGCCCGCCCAGCAGAGUCCUGAAGAGAACAUCUCAGAGAAGAUUCCCGAGGAAGUCCCCGAGGAGGUCCCCGAGGUCCCAGAAGAAAACCGGAGGAGCGAGAGUCCUGAGGCAUAA